AGAAGUUUCUCGUGUUCUGUUUGUGUUCAGUAGCAACUGGCUAGGCUAAGCUAACCGGGUUGGCAGCUGCCCGCAGAGAUGUUCGGCUGUUUGGUGGCCGGAAUGGGAGGAGCCGUGUACUUCUCCUUCCCGGACCCGGGCAGCGGCGCUCCUGUGUGGCAGUUGCUCGGCUUCAUCACCAACGACAAGCCCAGCGCAAUCUUCAAGAUCUCCGGCCUGAAGGGUGGGGAGGGUGGAGCGCACCCUUUCGGCUUGAUGGCCUCCGUGUCGCCAUCCGUGGCCCAGGUCGGCGUGUCUGUUGAAGCUCUGGACCAGCUGGCUCAGCAGAUCCCAGUGUCCAGCGCCGCGGUAUCCACUGUGGACACGUUCAUGCAGUUCACCCAGAAAAUGCUGGACAGCCUCUACAACUUCGCCUCCUCGUUCGCUCUGUCCCAGGCGCAGAUGACGCCGAACCCCACGGAGACCUUCAUCCCCUCCAGCUGCAUUCUCAAAUGGUAUGAGAACUUCCAGAGGAGGAUGGCGCAGAACCCGAACUUCUGGAAAAGCUGAAUAAUCAAACCAGAACCUGGUGCAACCUAAGCCACAGUGCCUAUCACAGUCUUCUGCCGUCAGACCGGACACUCUUGUGUCCCACAGUGGACAUGUCAGGCUCUUUUGUGACUGUCUCAGUCUAGACUGAAGCCAGAGGAAACUUAGAGUUCCUGACUGUCUGAACACCUUUCAUCCUGUCCUCACGAACUUGUUCACAUUCAGUCCACUGAUUGACCAACACAAGUGAUUUCUAAAUAAAACCUGAUCUGCCCUAAAACUCACCAUGUAUUCAGUUCAUCCUAUGAGAGGGAAGUCUCCCGUUACUGACCUCCUCAUAGCUAAAGUAAUGUUAUAGCUUUUUGAAUUUGAAAUUUACUGUCUAGUAUACUGUCACAGCCACAAAAGGAUAUUGCUAAAGAAAACUGGAUGUUCAGAGUGCUGUAUCCAAGCAGCUUAACAGAAAGUAAAGUGGAUGGAUAAUGUGUGCCAGAAGAUGUGCACAAGCAACAUGGAUAACAGCCCACUCAAACAUUAAAAAAAUGCAUUCAGACUCACAAGGGGUUUGAAGCUGGAUUCAGUACAUAAAGCCUGGGCAGCCUAUGCUGAUGUCUGUAAUGGUGAUUGAUGUCUUGCAAUAAUUUCCAAAUGUGUCUGUUGCCAGGCACCGGAGAACACCUUGACGACUCCAGUGAGCUCCACGACCUUAAUAGGUCAGUUUUUUGUUUUUUUUGCAGCACAGCCAUGGAGUGAGGCUCCAGGACCAUGUAACCACAAAAUACUUGUCAUGAAGUGUCAUUCGGUAACUGCAUUGCUUUCAGAGCAAUGCAAAGUUGCUCUAAAAGUUGCUUUGAAAGUCCAUUAAAAGGGCCAACUUUGCAUUAAAAAGUGUCAUUAUUUACUGAAUGACACUUCCUGACAACAGUCAUAAACAUUCAUAAAGACUAUUUCAUGUUCAUGACAGAUGUUAUGUCAUGUUCAUGUCAGUGUAAUGUCAGUCUUAUGCACACUCUGUCAAAUAAAGUGCUACCGAAAAAAAUCA
Messenger RNA from Poeciliopsis prolifica (blackstripe livebearer), 1570 nucleotides. RefSeq names its product heat shock protein nuclear import factor hikeshi (gene hikeshi). The coding region runs from base 79 to 549 and encodes 156 amino acids. Lineage: Eukaryota; Metazoa; Chordata; Actinopteri; Cyprinodontiformes; Poeciliidae. The record is from RefSeq and is a predicted model, not a curated record. Gene Ontology annotation, biological process: protein import into nucleus. Gene Ontology annotation, cellular component: cytosol; nucleus. The transcript has 2 exons. Gene Ontology annotation, molecular function: Hsp70 protein binding; nuclear import signal receptor activity.